AUGGCCGCCACAAAAACGCCUGCGCAACAGGCACCACCUCCACAGGCACCUCCCUCAAUUCAGAACAACACCGGUCGUAUCAAGUACGCCGAUCCUCGCAGCUUGCCUAGCUUUCCUUCAUCUGGCUUGGCUCCCGACGGUGCUGCCGCCAGCGCCGCCGCGUCGCUUGGCUGGUCUAAUCAAAAACCCGUCAACCUCUGGAAGCCGGAUCCCUCAUCUUCUGCUUCUGCGGCAGCUGUCUUGGCCAAGAAUUACAAAAUGUCACCACUAUGGGAACCAUCCGCCCAAUCUGACGGGCAGAAAGCUGCGCUACUAGCCGUUGGCUCUGCCGGCGCAGCCCUCAAGUCAAGCACUGCUCAUUCUGGCCCGUCCCAAGGAACUUGGGGAAACUCGGCUGCAGUCAAAGCUUUCCACGCCAAUCGACCAAGCGACGGGGGUUCAGCGGGUGGUCGGGCGCAACGAAAUGCCUCCGCGGCCCAGGCAUCCGACGCGAAUCAACCCCGGUCACCCAAAAAGGACGAGAGGGCAAAAAUCCCCCCUGGAAGCAAGUCGCUCGCUGCCGCCAAGGGCGCCAUGAACCGUCCUGUCUCCGUCACCGGACUGAAAGAUGUUCAGGCAUCUGAAGCAAGCGCCGCCGCCAGCGCGCUCAAUGGAGCUACUUUGGCCCAUCGACAGUCCAUAAAGCAGCAAACGAAGCCAAACCUGGAGGAUGUCGGUGCCGUUUCUGUCACAACCAUGACUCGAAACAUGUUCACUGCUAACCCCCCCGUGAAACCCGAGGUUGACGAGCGCACCUACAACGAAAAAAUUCACCAAUCUGCAGUGGAAAUGGCCAAAAAGAUGUAUGCACGGCAACAAAUCACGGCCGAGCAGACCAAAUGCUCCCAGUCCGGCAACUUGGACAAAGCGCAGCCGAAUCAGUACUUGAACCUUCAGGAUGCGGCCUACAAGCAAGCCCAAGCUCGUCUCGCCAAGCUCCAUGACGAAUAUCAGCAGGGCCGCGAAAUGCAGGAAUACUACGGCAAAGAGCAGACGAGCCCCAAGCGCCGCUCCUCCAUAAUCAACAAGCUUCGCCGCAGAGGUUCCGACAGUGAUGGCUCCUUGGAUGAUCGGCAACAGUCCGAAAGGAUUCGGGAGCAAAUGUCCAUGUUUUCCAGCAAGCUGUCGCAAGUGGACAAGGAAAAACGGGACAAGGAUCGCGAAGCCCUCAUGGCCGCGGCCCAGCGCAACGUCAAAGCCAGGCUUCACGGCAUGGACGAAAAAGUAUAUCAGGACACGGGCAGGGCGACGAGUUCCAGUUUGAUGACCGAUUGGGAGGCAAAGGCCCACAAGGCCGCGCAAACUCUCCACGUCUCUCACGCAGACAAGAACAAGGACAAGGUUGACAUUGGAGGGGGAAUGUUCAUGACGCAAGAGGAAAUCAACGCCAUUGCAUCCAAAAGGAUCCAGCCUGUUCUUGACGAUAUCAAGGGUAAAGCCGAGACUGAACGCGAGCGACAAGAGGUGCUCAAGCUGGAAGAGCAGGCCAGACGUGAGGAAGCCGAGAAGCAAAAGUUGCGAGACCGCGAAGCCAAAGAAAUAGUGAAGAAAUCCAAAGAACAAGAUAAGCAAGAAGAAAAGGCCAAGAAACUGCAAGGAAAGUUGGAGGAAAAGCAGCGAAAGGACGAUGAAAGGGCCAAGAAGGAGGGAGAAAAAGCCGCCAAAGCCGAGCAAAAGCGACUCUCCAAGGAAUUGGCAAAAGAAGACAAGCGCAAAUCCAAACUUGGCCCCGUGUUAGCCGUCACCGUUGCGACCUCGUCCCUUCAGGAACACCAGGCAGACAACGAAGGCGAGCUGCACUCCAAUGCACAUGGGGACGACCAGCCCAGGCCUACUGAGAAUGUACAUUUUGUUGGUGGAGAAAGACCGACGGUCGAGACCAACAUUGAGUCGGCCGCAUCAGCUCAUCAGCAGGGCGAAGUGCAAAGCUCUCCAACGGCGAAAGUGAAGGGGUGGAUCAAAACCCGAUUCUCUCGUGGCAAAUCUUUCGGCGAGCACGACCAGAAAAGACGUAGUUUCUUUGGCGGUGCGUCGAUGAAGGAUCACGCCACCGCCGCCACUGGUAACGGAAGCGUUGGCAGCAUCGAAAAUCGAUCCUCGAGCAUGCACGACGUUGCUCUAGCAGGGAAAGCUGACGAGCAAAAUGACAAGGCAGAGGUCAAUGUCAAGGACGAACAUGGGGAAUCCGCGCAGCACUUUGCUGCAACCGACUCUCGAGGUGUCAGCCCGGUGAGCACGUCUCAAGACGAUGAGAGAGAGCUCGGGGAAGAGCUGCAGGAUGAAGAUUUGCCGCAGAAGAAGGAAGAGGAUCGCCAAAGUCGUAAAGCGAGCAUGGCGCCGCCUCGACCCAUUGAGGAUCCUGUAGCCCGUACCAGCAGCAGCCCAACCCGUGAUUCACGUUUCCGCGAAGAGAUGGAUCAGUAA
Ustilaginoidea virens is the source of this 2463-nucleotide messenger RNA. RefSeq lists its product as uncharacterized. Gene Ontology annotation, biological process: eisosome assembly. NCBI's taxonomy places the organism in Eukaryota, Fungi, Ascomycota, Sordariomycetes, Hypocreales, Clavicipitaceae. The record is from RefSeq and is a predicted model, not a curated record. The transcript is spliced from 3 exons. The coding region runs from base 1 to 2463 and encodes 820 amino acids.